Messenger RNA from Paramecium octaurelia, 323 nucleotides. NCBI's taxonomy places the organism in Eukaryota, Ciliophora, Oligohymenophorea, Peniculida, Parameciidae. The record is from the annotation of a GenBank genome assembly.
AUGGAAAUCCAAUCAUUAAAAGAGUAAAUUAAAAAAUUAUAAACGCAAAAUAAAAAUUAGGAUGAAAAAUUACAAAGAUAUGGGUUGAAAAUGUAGUAAUUAGGAAAGAAUUAAAUAAAUGAAAACUUUUCUCAUUUAAAAAUAAAUUAGAGCAAAUCUUAAGAAAGUAAGGGAGGCGUAUAUUAACAAGCAUAAACAAAUAAAUCUAAUGCAUAUAGUCCAAUGAAAGCAUAAAAUAACAUGGCCCAUAAAAAGAAUCCAUUUGAAGAUCAAAAAUGUAAGUUAAUGAAUUUAUUUAAGCUUCCAACAACUAUUUUCAUUGA